UUUUUUUUUUUCUUUUCUGGGUUAAAAAAUAAAUAAAAGGGGUGGGAGAGACAUAGUAGUGUUGAAUAAUUAAUUUUCGGCAGCAUUCAUGAAAUAGCUUGUAAUUGAAUAGCAGGAUAAAUAAUGAUUUCGCCGUGGGACCGGUGGUACUCGACGAGCUGCUGCCUGUGCUGCCAUGUACGGACGGGCACCAUUAUUCUGGGAAUAUGGUACAUGCUCAUCAACGCCGUGGUCCUACUCAUCUUGUUGUCGGCUCUCAAUGACCCAAUUCAAUACCGCUACCACCUUACCAGCUCCGAGCUGGGAACCGACAUUGAUGUCAUGGACGAUGCAAAUAUCUGCAUCGCCACCGCGAUAUCCCUACUCAUGAUUCUUAUAUGUGGCAUGGCAACAUAUGGUGCUUACAAGCAACACGCAGCUUGGAUCAUUCCAUUCUUCUGCUACCAAAUCUUCGACUUUGCCCUUAACACACUGGUAGCCAUUAGUGUGGUGGUUUAUCCCAACACGGUGCAGGACUACCUCCAGCAGCUGCCGGGGACAUUCCCUUACAAAGAGGACAUCAUGUCCACCAACAACAUGUGCCUAGUUUUUGCAGUCCUCCUUUUCAUUGGAUGCAUCCUCUCCUUCAAGGUUCUGCUCCCACCGUACGAGGAGGCCAUUGCCAUACCACCGAAGGAGCCCCCUCCCCAGUAUAUGGAGGCAUGAGAGACACCCCAGCUGCUGGAUCCUAUACCCGAAAUAUAUACCUAUACCCAAUACCUACUACAUCUCCCUCCAACAGUAGGACCCCGAUACUGGCUGGAACGUGUUGAAAAGCAAGACCAAACAAUGUCGUAGAGGCCGCUUUCAGCUUGGAUUCCUGCCAAUCUUAGAUUAGAUUAGGCCAACCCUGAGCCAGUAUUGCCAUCAACUCUCCCCCCUUACCCCACCCCCAAACACCACCCUUGGUUGUUGUGACGUAUUUUCCUCCCCCCUUGUCUCCUAUGUCCCGCUCCAAGGGCAAUAUCGGAGCAACUUCAUCCGCCACCACCAGCCCUCCCCUCUUGGCAGUUGCUGUCCCCCUGGCAGCAUCUAAACUCUUGCACGCCCCGAACACUCUGUCCCAACUUAAUUUGCACUUUUCUCUGAGUGAAACGUGCACCGGUCAGGCCACCAACUGUUAACCCCCGAUACUGUGAAUCUCCCUCGUGGUCUUUGUCUAGAAACAAACUACCUGAAGAGAGAUAGCGACAGAGAGAGUGAGAAGGAAAGCGACAUACACGAUCAGUUAUGCAAGAGCACUUUUUUCAGAAAUCGACGAAUUUCCUUCAUUGAAUGUAAUGUUGAGGUAUUUUUGUAUGACUUUUUUGUAUAACAGUGAAAACUGAGAGAAAAUGAAGUGAGUAGUGAAAGGCUGUUCUGUUGUGGUGAAAUAUCAUCUGCGUACUGGUGUAGUUUGUCUUGCAGGAAAUCCCAAUCGAAGGAAAGGGUUCCUCGACCAAUAACAACUGCGUCUUCCUUUUGUAUCCAUGUUACAAACUGUGUAAACUUGUAACCCAUUGACUGCCAGUGAGAACCUCGUUCACCCAUUGAUUUCUACCACCAUAUUCCAGUUUGCCUUCUGGUCCAUUUCCUGUCUUUUCCGAGAACUCAAAACAUUAAGAAAGACUGGCAUUAAUGUAUCAGUCCAGUGAAGCACUUAUCACAAACAUACACACUACAGAUCCAAAUCCAAAAAGGCAGUACACACUGUAAAAUGUGUAAACAGAGUGUGAAAAUGUUUAAGUGAAGUCCUUUUUUCCCCGUUGAGUUGCAGCUGCAACAGCAUCGUCUGUGUCUUUUAUUGUUUUUGUUUUUUUACAUGGAUCAUGGUGUAUAAUCUGAUCUUUUUAGUUGAGCUAACUUAGCUGGACUGAGGGCAUGUGUGUGCGUGUGUGUGCGCGUGUGUGCUUGCCUGAGUACUAUGAUGUAACUCCUAGGUCCUUUAUAUGUAGUAACUUUUUUUUUUUUUGCACAUGCAGUGAUAUCAUGUUGAGAUAUUUCCUAUGCUGGUGACCUUUUUUAAAAAAUGAACGAUGGAUGGGAAUCUAAAGCCGUGAAUUAGCUUAGUAUAGUAGCACAAAAUCAAUAUACACAAUAUGAAGCUAGAUGCUUGUAUUUUGUAACUAUUGAGGCAACAAGUUGAGACAUAAUAAUGGAGCAAACAAUAUUAGAUAUACCUAAUCCAUUUUUUUCUGCAAUAAUUCCUAAGUAGUGUUUGCUAUCAGCAGAAAGAACUUUAAAUAAAAAAACAUUUUGUCAUUCGGACUAUGCAACAGUGCAUCCAACAACCCGUUAGACCUGGAAAUACACGUAGUAUUCCAUUUGAUACUAAUACUGUAGUUGAUAAUGUAGUCAUCUGUUGGCCCUUUCAUCGUUGUCCCUGUGUGAAUUACGACCACUGCUUCUGCAAAUCCAACAAAGCUGAAAAUGAAAUUGCACUUUAAAGUCAGCGUAAGCUCACUGAGAACCGAUGUGUUUGUGUUGUGUUCAUGUUUACCACGGUAUGCUGUAGCUAGGUGGUUUCUAAUAUGAGCAGCCACAGGCUUCUAAAACAUCACAUUUACAAAUCAAUAUUUCCAUUUGCGAUGUGACUGAAGGAGUAUAGAUUAUAUACUAUCUGGACUUGUUUUUUGGCUCAUUUUAUUAGAAUCACUUCAAGACUGUUCUCCAUUGCUUUCCAUUCACACACAUCCUCUUGUUGGAUCUGCAUGAGCUCAUGUCUUCAAUUCUGAAUAAUAAAAAGCAAAAU
Morone saxatilis (striped sea-bass) is the source of this 2770-nucleotide messenger RNA. It is a transcript of the gene laptm4b, whose product is annotated as lysosomal protein transmembrane 4 beta. NCBI's taxonomy places the organism in Eukaryota, Metazoa, Chordata, Actinopteri, Moronidae. The transcript is spliced from 6 exons. The record is from RefSeq and is a predicted model, not a curated record. Bases 124 to 705 code for a protein of 193 amino acids. Gene Ontology annotation, cellular component: lysosomal membrane.